AAGCACUACACCUAAUCCUCUUACCUGCUACAGGCAAUGUGGCAGAGAAUUCUCCACCUGGGACUUCAGUGCACAAGUUUUCUGUGAAGUUAUCAGCAUCACUGUCACCUGUGAUCCCAGGAUUUCCCCAGAUAAUCAACUCAAAUCCCCUCACUGAAGCUUUUAGGGUGAAUUGGCUGUCAGGCACCUACUUUGAGGUUGUCACCACUGGGAUGGAACAACUAGAUUUUGAAACAGGACCAAACAUAUUUGAUUUGCAGAUUUAUGUGAAGGAUGAGGUUGGUGUCACAGACCUGCAAGUCCUGACUGUCCAGGUAACAGAUGUGAACGAGCCACCUCAGUUUCAAGGCAACUUGGCGGAAGGUCUACACCUCUACAUAGUAGAAAGAGCAAACCCUGGAUUCAUUUACCAGGUUGAGGCCUUCGAUCCAGAAGACACAAGCCGAAACAUUCCCCUCAGUUAUUUCCUGAUUUCUCCCCCAAAGAGCUUCAGAAUAUCUGCUAAUGGCACCCUCUUCUCCACAACAGAAUUGGACUUUGAAGCAGGACACAGAAGUUUCCAUCUCAUCGUGGAGGUGAGGGACAGUGGAGGCCUCAAAGCCUCCACAGAGCUCCAGGUGAACAUCGUGAACCUCAACGACGAAGUCCCUCGCUUUACCAGCCCUACACGAGUGUACACAAUCCUGGAGGAACUGAGUCCAGGAACCAUCGUGGCCAAUAUCACAGCAGAGGAUCCUGAUGAUGAAGGUUUUCCCAGCCACCUCCUCUACAGCAUUACCACUGUUAGCAAAUAUUUCAUGAUAAAUCAGUUGACUGGUACAAUCCAAGUGGCCCAAAGGAUAGACCGAGACGCAGGUGAAUUGAGACAAAAUCCCACCAUUUCCCUGGAAGUUCUAGUGAAGGACAGACCAUAUGGGGGUCAGGAGAAUCGCAUCCAGAUAACCUUCAUUGUGGAAGACGUCAACGACAAUCCUGCCACAUGCCAAAAGUUCACCUUCAGCAUUAUGGUGCCGGAAAGAACAGCCAAGGGGACGUUGCUUCUUGACCUGAACAAGUUCUGCUUUGAUGAUGACACUGAGGCACCAAACAACAGAUUCAACUUCACCAUGCCAUCUGGAGUGGGGAGCGGCAGCAGAUUUUUACAGGAUCCAGCUGGCUCUGGGAAAAUUGUGCUGAUUGGUGAUCUGGACUACGAAAAUCCAAGUAACCUAGCAGCCGGCAAUAAAUAUACGGUGAUAAUCCAGGUGCAGGAUGUGGCCCCCCCUUACUAUAAAAAUAACAUCUACGUUUAUAUCCUAACAAGCCCAGAAAAUGAGUUUCCUCUCAUUUUUGAUAGGCCAUCCUAUGUAUUUGAUGUGUCAGAAAGAAGGCCGGCCAGAACCCGAGUGGGACAGUUGCGAGCCACUGAUAAAGACCUCCCCCAGAGCAGCCUCGUGUACUCCAUCUCCACCGGAGGGGCCAGCCUCCAGUAUCCAAAUGUAUUUUGGAUUAAUCCCAAGACAGGAGAACUCCAGCUGGUAACUAAAGUGGACUAUGAAACAACCCCCAUCUAUAUUCUCAGAAUCCAGGCCACCAACAACGAAGACACAAGCUCUGUCACUGUUACAGUGAACAUCCUUGAAGAAAAUGAUGAAAAGCCAAUUUGUACUCCAAACUCUUAUUUCCUGGCCCUCCCAGUGGAUCUGAAAGUUGGCACAAAUAUUCAGAAUUUCAAGCUGACGUGUACUGACCUUGAUUCCAGCCCCAGAUCUUUCCGUUAUUCCAUUGGCCCAGGUAACGUCAACAAUCAUUUCACCUUCUCUCCCAAUGCUGGUUCCAACGUCACACGCCUGCUGCUUACAUCUCGCUUUGACUAUGCUGGUGGGUUUGAUAAGAUCUGGGACUACAAGCUACUUGUCUACAUAACUGAUGACAACUUGCUGUCUGACGGGAAGAAAGCGGAGGCUCUUGUUGAGACAGGAACAGUGACACUGAGUAUUAAAGUCAUUCCCUACCCAACCACUAUCAUCACCACAACCCCCAGGCCCAGGGUCACCUAUCAGGUCCUGAGGAAAAACGUUUACUCUCCAUCUGCAUGGUACGUGCCAUUUGUCAUCACUUUGGGCUCCAUAUUGCUUCUGGGUCUCCUGGUGUACCUGGUCGUCCUAUUGGCCAAAGCCAUCCACAGACACUGCCCCUGCAAGACUGGGAAGAACAAGGAACCUCUGACAAAGAAAGGAGAAACGAAGACUGCAGAGAGAGAUGUCGUGGUGGAAACUAUCCAGAUGAACACUAUCUUUGAUGGAGAAGCCAUAGAUCCAGUGACCGGGGAAACAUAUGAAUUCAACUCAAAAACUGGAGCCAGAAAGUGGAAAGAUCCACUAACCCAAAUGCCAAAAUGGAAAGAGUCCAGCCCCCAGGGAGCUGCCCCACGCAGAGUCACUGCUGGGGAAGGGAUGGGGUCACUGAGAAGUGCCGACCGGGAAGAAGAUGAGCUGAGUGGCAAAGCGUGGGCUGAGGAUGCUGGUCUGGGUUCCAGAAAUGAGGGUGGCAAGCUGGGCAACCCAAAGAACAGAAAUCCAGCCUUCAUGAACAGGGCUUCCCCCAAACCACACCCAGGAAAGUAAAUGGGGUCUAAGGAGGGACCUGUCAAUCACUGGGAUGCUGCCUCACCCUAAAUUCUAUGGGGACGGUGUGGGCAUGGUGUAGGGGGGAAAAUGUGGGCUGAGGGGAUUCAGACAUCCAGGGUCAAACAUGGGAUGUUUGACAAAUUUUUAAACAAAUAGAAAGGGGUUUGAUCACAUAGUUGCGUGUUCUGAAACGAUACAGGAACAUUUUCUAUCAGAUUUCAGAACUACCUGUGCUUCUGAUCAGCAAGACUGUUAACUUUGCGGUGUGGAAUUGUUGUGUUUCUUCUUUGCAUUGACUGCUAGGAAGCUCUAUUCUGUUCACCAUAGAAAGUUCAUAGGAAUUCCUGACAUAAAUAGUGAAGACCAUCCUUACAUCUUGUUUCCACCUUAUUUUCCUGCCAUCGUUUUAACAUCACCCAGAUUUCUUCAGUUAUAAAUAUACCAUACACCUUUGUAAGUCACCUCAAAUCUUCUUCAAAAGAAGCAGAACAGUGAAAAAACAGAUGAGUAAGUUAAGAGUUGGUCAUCUGGAAAGAAGAAAACUCAGUAGGCACCGUCUUUUGUUUUUUCUUGUGGUGUCCAGAUCAGCAUCCUGCAUGUGAGAUUCAUCCACGUUGUCCUGUCUAGCAGUAGUUCAGUUCUCUUCAUGGUUAUGUCUGAUUUCAUUCUAUGAUUAUAUCACAAUUUAUCUAUUCUACACUUGGAUGGCAGCUGCUUCAGAUUUUUUACUUUUAAAAAAUAUACUUAAAAGUGAACUACAGGCAGGGCAUGAUGGCUUAUGCCUGUAAUGCCAGCACUUUGCCAAGGUGGGCAGAUCACCUAAGGUCAGGAGUUCAAGACCAGCCUGGCCUAGAUGGCAAAACCCUGUCUCUACUAAAAAAUACAAAAAUUAGCUUGGUGUGGUUGUGGGCACAUGUAAUCCCAGCUACUUGGGAGGCUGAGGUAGGGAGAACUGCCUAAACCUGAGAGGUGGAGGUUACAGUGAGUUGAGAUUGUGCCACUGCACUCCAGCCUGGGCGACAAAGCAAGACUCCAUCUCAGAAAAAAAAAAAAAAGUGAAUUACAACACUAUGAACUUUCUUGUACAUGUCUUUUGGUGAACAUAAACACUCACUUUUUUGCUCAUAUACGUAAGAGUGGGAUUGCUGGAGCAAUUGCUGGAUGCUGCCAAAGAGUUCCAAAGUGGUGGCUCUGAUUCACAUUCCAGCAGCAAACACUGAGAGUUGCAAUUGCUCUCUAUCCUUGUCAACACUUGGGAUUGUCAAUCCUUUUAACUUUAGCCAUUCUGGUUAAAAUUACUAUUGAAGUGAAGUCACUUUUUCCUCAAAGCUGAAACACCAUCAGCCUUACAACCUACCUGCCUUGCUCCUUCCCACUUCCUAUGAUUGGAAGGAACUGCAGGACUCUGAGUGGGGACAUACUGGAAGCCCCAUCUAGACAUACAACUCAGACUUCCACCUGUAGGCAUGAGCAAUGAACUGGGAAUAAAUGGUAUUAUGAUGGAAUAGGAAAUGUAACUUUCCAGUGUGUGCCUAGCAGAGCCUGAGCAAGCUUCACUCCAGCUCUAUGCCCUGCUGCCCAGCUGCUGCGACCCUAGUCCAGUAACCCUAAGAAAGGUCCAGGUGAGAGUUCAUUAGGGAAGCACUCCCUUCUCAACUGGGGAGUCAGGUGAGAGCCUACCAGGUCCACAGGGUCCUGUGGGAGACAGACUGGAUCCAUCCAGCAAAUGCAGAGCUUCAGAGAGAGCAGCAGCUUGUUUACUGUGUGCCUAGUGCCAGUGUCACUUCUCAAGCAAAAGAAGCAUUUGCAAAAUGCCUGUCCUGGCCUAGAUUGAGCGUGAUUUAUUAAUAAGGGUUGGUUGCCAGGGAACUCCCUUGAGUGGAUUUAAACUUUGCAAAAGAAGGCAGAACUGUUCAUUUAUGCAGGUUAAAGUGAGUGAAGUGGCUGAUUGCCCAUUUAAGGCAUUGCAAAUCUGUGGGGCCCGGAGUCAAAUGCUUUCCUCGGAAGCUCUCAGCUUCAAUGCAAGUAAAAUGAGGUUCUGAGAAGGCUGAAGGGGGACUUAAUAACUGCUUAUAAGCCCAUUAAGAAUGAUUAAAAGGGCCCGGUGAGGUGGCUCAUGCCUGUAAUCCCAGCACUCUGGGAUGCUGAGGCAGGUGGAUCACCUGAGGUCAGGAGUUUGAGACCAGCCUGGCCAACAUGGUGAAACCCUGUCUCUACUAAAAAAUAGAAAAACUAGCUGGACAUGUUAGCAGGCACCUGUAAUCCCAGCUACUCAGGAGGCUGAGGCAAGAGAAUCGCUUGAACCCAGGAGGCAGAAGUUGCAGUGGGCUGAGAUUGCACCACUGCACUCCAGCCUGGGUGACAAGGGCAAAACUCUGUCUCAAGAAAAAAAAAAAAAGAAUGAUUAAAAGGAGAGAGUGGUGAGCAGCUGGUCUUUCUUCUCCAGUGAUGACAGGGCAAGAGGGAAUUGUGCUUAAUGGCCAGAGAAGAGAUUUAAGUCAGGCACCAAGAGGGACUUCCUGAAGCUUGGGGCCUCUCUGAAGAGCUCAGUGUCUUCUCUGGUGAUAGGCAGGAAGAGCUGAGUGUCUUCCUAGUCGCAAGGCAAGCCUCGAGAAACUCAAGAAAUAGGGGCAAGAGUGUGCCAGGAGGAGAGAACAUCUGCUGCCCCUUUUCUUUUGUAUAUCUGGCUGUUUGGUUCGGGGAAAUCCAGAAGUCAAAGUGUCACCGGUGGAGGGUCUUGACUGCAAGUUGUCCAGGUUCUUGGUGUUUUGAACAAAGAAUGGAACAAAAUGCCCAGCAAAGCAAAGAAAGAAUGAGGCAACGAAAGAAUGAAAGCAGGGAUUUAUUGAAAACCAAAGUACACUCCACAGUGUGGGAACGGGCCUGAGCAGUGACUCAAGGGCCCAGAUACAGAGUCUUCUCAGUCCAAAUACCCCUUGGAGGUUUCCCCUUGGCCACUUCAUGCUCACCUCAUGGAAAUGAAGUAGUGGACCACAAUCGGUCUGAUUGGUUGCAGGAAGCAACCAAUCAGAGACUGAAGUGGAGUUACAAAGGUCACGCUCCUGUGCAAACAUCUGAUUGGUUGCAAAAAGCAACCAAUCAGAGGCUAAGGUGAAGUUACAACGUUGCAACGAAGAGUCGGCUGGCAAUCAGUCUGAUUGGUUACAGACAGCCAAUUUCUCAACGUUGACCAGGUUUUGGGGGAAAAAAAAUUAUCUGAAUAAAAUGAAGACAGCAACCGUCGUGGAUUUGGUGAAAGUUUUCUCCCAUCUCCCUCUCAAGGCCUUAAACAGGUAUGAGUUGAUUAUAGCCAAUGUUUACUUUUCUCAUUCUGAUUCAUUAUAAAACUGGGGUAAAUACGUUCAGGAAUUAGACCACGUAGCAAUUAUAAUUGUCGAAGACUUUGAAACUGCAUAGUAGAUUGUGACAUUGGAGCUUUUUGUUGUGCUCAUUAGAAAGCAGGGUCUGCAACUCAGCCUGUGUGGCAAGCACGGGUGGCUCACAAGCAGAACUGGGAAAUGACACUUCUGCUCCCCAGAGCCCCCUUUCACAUCUGGGGUUCUCAUUGUUUGCCUUUUUACUUAAUGUAUUUUGUAAUGGCUGUGAAAAUUAAGCUACAAAAUGAGUGAACAUUGAAGAAAAUGAUUGCUAUUGAAACUUAGGAUUUCUCAUUUCAAACUUAGCGUGUGUUUAUCCUUCCUAUUCAUUCAAUAAAUAUCUGUGGAGCAACUAC
Gorilla gorilla gorilla (western lowland gorilla) is the source of this 6342-nucleotide messenger RNA. It is a transcript of the gene CDHR3, whose product is annotated as cadherin related family member 3. Gene Ontology annotation, molecular function: calcium ion binding. The transcript has 18 exons. Gene Ontology annotation, cellular component: cell-cell junction; membrane. Gene Ontology annotation, biological process: homophilic cell-cell adhesion. The record is from RefSeq and is a predicted model, not a curated record. NCBI's taxonomy places the organism in Eukaryota, Metazoa, Chordata, Mammalia, Primates, Hominidae. Bases 213 to 2606 code for a protein of 797 amino acids.